This is a messenger RNA of Bombina bombina (fire-bellied toad), 1495 nucleotides long. RefSeq names its product actin alpha 2, smooth muscle (gene ACTA2). Gene Ontology annotation, cellular component: cytoplasm. The transcript is spliced from 9 exons. The coding region runs from base 171 to 1304 and encodes 377 amino acids. Lineage: Eukaryota; Metazoa; Chordata; Amphibia; Anura; Bombinatoridae. Gene Ontology annotation, biological process: vascular associated smooth muscle contraction. The record is from RefSeq and is a predicted model, not a curated record.
GAAGUCUGUCUGGGCUCCUUGUUUGGGAAGUCUGUGGGAGGAGAAGAGACCAACAGACUAUAUAGCCAAACAGUUUCCAGAUUUUCAGUGCACCAUCCCGGAGCAGCAAACCCCAGCAAAGCCCAGUCAGGGAUUCGUAUUUGAGAGGCUUGAGAAAGUUGUAAUAAAAGAUGUGCGACGAGGAAGACACAACUGCACUGGUGUGCGACAAUGGUUCUGGAUUAUGUAAAGCUGGCUUCGCUGGGGAUGAUGCUCCGAGAGCCGUUUUCCCUUCAAUCGUGGGUCGUCCCAGACAUCAGGGUGUGAUGGUUGGUAUGGGUCAAAAGGACAGCUAUGUAGGUGAUGAAGCACAAAGCAAAAGAGGUAUCUUGACACUGAAGUAUCCCAUUGAGCACGGCAUCAUCACAAACUGGGAUGAUAUGGAGAAGAUCUGGCAUCACAGUUUCUACAAUGAACUGCGUGUGGCACCUGAGGAACACCCAACCCUUCUAACUGAAGCUCCACUCAAUCCCAAAGCAAACAGAGAAAAAAUGACCCAGAUAAUGUUUGAGACAUUCAAUGUACCAGCAAUGUACGUUGCUAUCCAGGCGGUGCUAUCUCUCUAUGCUUCUGGCCGUACAACUGGUAUCGUACUUGACUCUGGUGAUGGUGUCACCCACAAUGUACCAAUUUAUGAAGGCUAUGCCCUUCCUCAUGCCAUUAUGCGUCUUGACCUGGCUGGCCGUGACCUUACAGACUACCUCAUGAAGAUCCUGACUGAACGCGGCUAUUCAUUUGUAACUACUGCUGAGCGUGAAAUUGUCCGUGACAUCAAGGAGAAACUGUGCUACGUAGCUCUGGACUUUGAAAAUGAAAUGGCUACUGCUGCCUCUUCCUCCUCUCUUGAAAAGAGCUAUGAACUUCCGGACGGUCAGGUCAUCACCAUAGGCAAUGAACGAUUCCGAUGCCCAGAGACUCUCUUCCAACCAUCCUUCAUUGGUAUGGAAUCUGCUGGUAUUCAUGAAACAACCUACAAUAGCAUCAUGAAAUGCGACAUUGAUAUCAGAAAGGAUCUCUAUGCCAACAAUGUACUGUCUGGAGGUACUACCAUGUACCCUGGAAUUGCUGACAGAAUGCAGAAGGAGAUCACUGCCCUAGCCCCAAGCACAAUGAAAAUUAAGAUCAUCGCUCCUCCCGAACGCAAGUACUCUGUUUGGAUUGGUGGAUCUAUCCUUGCUUCCCUGUCUACCUUCCAACAGAUGUGGAUCAGCAAACCAGAAUACGAUGAAGCUGGACCCUCUAUUGUUCACCGCAAAUGCUUUUAAAUGUCCUUUCCUUUUUUUAUAUAUAUAUAUAUAUUAUUUUCAAUUCCAACAUGUAACUGUGAGUGUACUUAGUUGUACAUGCCCACCAUUUCAUUCCAAAAUAUGUCUUAGGCUCUGAUUGGAUACAAGAUAAUGUUUUUUUUGUUUGUUUUAUUUUGAUUAAAGCUUAAAAUAUGCUACCAGUAACAAAA